CCCGGGGUAAGAGAAGCCAGCGCCGCGGGCUGGGGCUCCGGGCGCCUCUGGAGCCCAGGAGGCCAGGUGGAGGAUGCAGUCCCCUCCUCCUCCCGUGCCUGGUCCUUUGGCUCUGCUGGACGCUGCAGGGCAGUUUGCAAAAAGAAAGCAGAUUUCUCUUUGGUUUGCGGUCUCUCUGCUUGUGGCGUCCAUCUUCAUACUGACCAUUGGCCUUGCAGCAACAACCAGAACUGAGAAUGUGACUGUGGGAGGCUACUAUCCAGGAAUUAUUCUUGGCUUUGGAUCUUUCUUGGGAAUUAUUGGCAUCAAUUUGGCGGAGAACAGGAGACAAAUGUUGGUAGCUGCCAUAGUCUUUAUCAGCUUUGGCGUGGUGGCAGCAUUCUGCUGUGCAAUUGUUGAUGGAGUUUUUGCAGCUCGACACAUAGAGCCGAGGCCUCUCAAUACUGGAAGGUGCCAGUUUUAUUCAAGUGGGGUAGGAUUUUUGUAUGAUGUCUACCAGACUGAGGUCACCUGCCAUUCCCUGACAAGCAAGUGCCAGCUGAAAGUGAAAAGUAAUACUUGCUAUUGCUGUGACCUAUACAACUGUGAGAACACAGAACAUUCUACCAGUUACUAUGAGUUUGUUGGAGUCAGUGGCUGUCAGGAUGUGGUUCACCUUUACCAUUUGCUGUGGACAUCAACAGUGCUGAACAUCAUUGGUUUGUUUCUGGGAAUUAUCACUGCAGCUGUCCUGGGGGCCUUUAAAGACAUGGUACCCCUUUCCCAAAUGGCCUAUGGUUCUGCACCUCCUCCUCAAAUUCUCUACAAUCCAGCCCAGCAGAUCUUGACUUAUGCAGGAUUCUGCCCUUCUACGGCACCACUCCCGGCUUACUCAUCCUAUCCCUUACCCCUUCAGCCUGCCGGCAAUUUUCCAGCUUCGUCAUCCACUGAUAUCUCUUUAUCUGAUGACACCCAGCCUCCGUCUCAGUCCAGCUCCACCUAUGGGCUUCCUCCCAAUGCCCCACCACUCUAUACACCAACUUAUUUCCUCCCUGGGGAGAAACCUCCACCAUAUGCACCAUGAAACAGCAUAGGUUUUCUGUAGUCACUGGCAGAUUUAAAAAGACACCUCCAGAAAACCAGCUGCUUUUGACUGCCUGCAGAUGGACCAAGAAACUCUUUCCAGUUGCACUUACUUUCUUCUCCCUUCACAUUCACUCAAAAUGGAGCAGUAGUCUGGGAUACCAGGUCAAAUAUCUGACUAAGAAGAGUAUGCUACUAACUUGUGUAACCUCUCGUCCUUUUUUUCCCCACCAUAACUACCGGGGAAGGGGAACUUUGACCAAGAACACUGUUGGUUCUCUACAGAAGCAGCAGAUACCCCUGGCUCCUUUUCUAUAAACCAGCAGAGCACUUUGGUCCUAGGAUUCUUCUUGUCUGGACAGGGCUGUCUCUUCUGGUGUUUUUCCCCCCUUACAUAUAGAAAGAAAACAGAUGUCUUCAAUUUCACUUAAUAAUAGCAUUUUUAAAGAAUCAUUCUUUUUUUCCUUGGGGGAAAAAGGUCCAGAGAAAACCAGUGUCACAAUUAAUUUACAAUAAAAAAUGCUAUAUGUUUAUUUAUAUAUUAUAUAUAUAUAUAUCAUAUGUUUGUUUACAUGUUACAAAGAAGAGAUGUGGUCCCCCAUUGUUGCAGUG
Messenger RNA from Dromiciops gliroides (monito del monte), 1674 nucleotides. RefSeq names its product transmembrane protein 255B (gene TMEM255B). The record is from RefSeq and is a predicted model, not a curated record. The coding region runs from base 74 to 1063 and encodes 329 amino acids. NCBI's taxonomy places the organism in Eukaryota, Metazoa, Chordata, Mammalia, Microbiotheria, Microbiotheriidae. The transcript has 9 exons.